AUGUUUUGGCGCUUCCCUGCCGCAUUGUUGUGCCUGAGGAAGCCAUCCGUGGCGUACGAGCGGUUAGUGAUGACGGGUACCAUAAACCGUGAUCUGCAGCAAGUCACCGCUUUGCCCGUUUUUGAUCGUCUUCACAAUGACUUGGAGACCUUCGUCAAGAGUAGCGACCGGUUCCAGCCCCGACGCGUGGAGUUGCGACCGCCCAACCGCUUAGGCGUCACCCCCUUAUUUUUUCGUCGACGAGAACAGGAGGAAAAAGUUCAGCGUGCACUCGCUGAAAUGGAUGAGGACGGGUCGUCAUCAACGGGUGGCGGAACAGGUUGCGUCUACCACCCACUCUCCCGCGUGAAGGGCCUUUAUGUUUAUGGUGGAGUAGGUUGCGGUAAAACUAUGCUGAUGGACCUCCUUUACGAGAAUGCCCCAUCCACCAUUAAGAAACAUCGCGUACAUUUUCAUCACUUCAUGCUUGACGUGCAGCGCACUCUCCACACAGUAACACAUGAGUCCAAGAGUGACGGAACACAAGUGGCACGUCGAACACCCGACGCAGCCAUUAACUCCUUCGAUGAAGUCGCACAGCGGAUGAUGAGCAACGUGGAAUUGCUCUGCUUUGAUGAAGUGGCCGUAACUGAUGUGGCCCAUGCGAUGAUUCUCCGCCGUCUCUUCCAUGCCUUUUAUAAGCUUGGCGUCGUAGUCAUAUUUACUUCCAACCGAGCCCCGGACGACCUCUACCUCGGCGGUCUCAACCGGGAGGGUUUCCUUCCAUUCAUUGAAUUGAUAAAACGCCAGUGUGAGGUGUAUGACAUGUGUAGUAACACGGACCACAGACUCAGUGAUGCUGGUGAUGCAAAGACGUACCUCGCUCCAAUCAAUGAAGCCAACACAGCGACGUUUAAUGAACAGUUUCUGCAAUUUUGCAAGGGGAUGCCUGCCGAACGGCGGGUGUUGCGGGUGUUUGGUCGGGAUGUGGAGGUGCCAGCCGCUUGCGGUGGAGUCUGUCGGUUUCAUUUUAUGGAAAUAUGCGGCGGGGAACUCUCAGCAGCGGACUACUCGGUUAUCGCCAAGACAUUCAAUACGGUGUUUAUUGAGGGCGUUCCGCGUUUCACGUACAACAGCACCGAUGUGAAGCAUCGGUUCUUACUUCUAAUUGAUGAACUGUACGAACACCGUUGUAAGGUUGUGAUCUAUGCCCAAGUGGAGAUUAUGCUGUUGCAGGAAAGUAAGGAAGAGUUUGAGGCGGCGCACAUCUCUUCAGGCACCACGGCGGCUACUGAAGCUGAGGUGAAACCCAUUACGCAAGAGUUUGCACGGUUAUCGGAGUUCGAGCGGGAAAUUGGCAGAAGCUUAUUAGAUCAUACCGACUCAGCAUUUCAAAUGGAGCGCUGCCUCUCCCGGUUGUGUGAAAUGCGCACUCAACAGUACCUCAAGUCCCCACAUCGCUAUGAGGAAGUGUCAUUAAGUACCGGAGCGUGA
This is a messenger RNA of Trypanosoma brucei brucei TREU927, 1473 nucleotides long. Its product is annotated as ATPase, putative. NCBI's taxonomy places the organism in Eukaryota, Euglenozoa, Kinetoplastea, Trypanosomatida, Trypanosomatidae. The record is from RefSeq and is a predicted model, not a curated record. The coding region runs from base 1 to 1473 and encodes 490 amino acids. Gene Ontology annotation, cellular component: cytoplasm; mitochondrion. Gene Ontology annotation, molecular function: ATP binding; ATP hydrolysis activity. The transcript has a single exon.